Ictalurus punctatus (channel catfish) is the source of this 3913-nucleotide messenger RNA. RefSeq names its product TLE family member 3, transcriptional corepressor b (gene tle3b). The record is from RefSeq and is a predicted model, not a curated record. Bases 620 to 2953 code for a protein of 777 amino acids. NCBI's taxonomy places the organism in Eukaryota, Metazoa, Chordata, Actinopteri, Siluriformes, Ictaluridae. Gene Ontology annotation, molecular function: protein binding; transcription corepressor activity. Gene Ontology annotation, biological process: regulation of DNA-templated transcription; negative regulation of canonical Wnt signaling pathway. The transcript is spliced from 22 exons. Gene Ontology annotation, cellular component: nucleus; transcription regulator complex.
GUUGAAUCGUUGUGUCAGUGGGCAGUCUGUGUGUGUGUGGUACGGAGAGUGGUGCGGAGUGGAACCGGGGCGAGAGCUAUAGAGCAGGACCAGCGGCGCGUUCCGGUGUGAACUAACUUUCUUUUUUUGGUUUUGUUUUCCUAUUUGUUUCGUCGAAAACCUGUUUAAAUAUACCCCGAAUGUCGGAUUUGGACUUCGGCUGUUUUUGAGCGACGGUUGGGAUCGGGAUGAAAUUUUUUUGUUGUUGUUUGUCAGAGCGCGAGAAGAAACUCGACAGUUUGAACGAACCUUCUUCGACGGUUGGAGCGGCGCGCGCGUCGGGAAAGGCGUUGCAGCCUUGAGAGAGUGAGGGAGAUAAAGAGAGAGAAAGAAAGAAAGAGAGAGAGAGAGUGAGUGAGUGAGUGAGUGUCGUUUCCUCUAACACAGAGUCAGGUCGCGGAGUGUGCACGGUGUGGACGUGUUCCUCACUGCCGGGAUCUUGGAUUUACUGGAGACAAAAGUCGCCCAGAGAGCAGGACUGGGUGGAAGGACACCUCUGGUACCGAGGGGGAUCUUGUCCACCUGCUCAGAUCUGCCCAAGGCUCCAUAUCCCCCCAGAUCCCACAGGGAUACACGCAAGAUGUAUCCACAGGGCCGGCAUCCGGCGCCUCAUCAGCCUGGGCAACCCGGGUUCAAAUUCACGGUGGCGGAAUCGUGUGACCGGAUCAAAGACGAGUUUCAGUUCCUGCAAGCCCAGUAUCACAGCCUGAAGGUGGAGUACGACAAACUGGCCAACGAGAAGACGGAGAUGCAGCGUCACUAUGUCAUGUAUUAUGAGAUGUCCUAUGGACUCAACAUUGAAAUGCACAAACAGACUGAGAUUGCAAAGCGCCUCAAUGCAAUUCUUGCUCAAAUCAUGCCUUUUCUGUCACAAGAGCACCAACAGCAGGUAGCGCAGGCUGUUGAGCGUGCUAAGCAAGUGACAAUGACCGAGCUGAAUGCCAUCAUCGGGGUACGUGGACUUCCCAAUCUGCCUCUCACCCAACAGGCCCAUGCCGUCUAUCCCGCUCUGAUGCAGCAGCAGCUCCAGGCUCAGCACCUCUCUCAUGCGGCACAUGGUCCUCCUGUCCAGCUGCCCCCUCACCCCUCAGGCCUGCAGCCCCCUGGCCUUCCCCCAGUCACAGGCUCUGGAUCUGGCCUGCUCACGCUCGGAGCUCUGGGAAAUCAGGCGCACUUACCGGUCAAAGACGAGAAGAAUCAUCACGAUCUGGAGCACAGAGACCGGGAGUCGAGCACGAAUAACUCUGUGUCGCCGUCGGACAGCCUGCGGGCCAGCGAGAAACACAGAGCCUCGUCUGACUACAGCUUGGAUUCAAAGAAACGCAAAAUGGAAGAGAAGGACAACUUAAGAUAUGACAGUGAUGGUGACAAAAGCGAUGACCUGGUGGUCGACGUGUCCAAUGAGGACCCACCCACUCCGAGGGGCAGCCCCUCUCACUCUCCACCAGAGAACGGCCUGGACAAGGCCCGUGUGCUGAAGAAAGAUGCCCCAAACAGUCCAGCCUCUGUGGCUUCAUCUGGGAGCACGCCAUCUUCCAAAGCCAAGGAUCACCCUCACAAUGAUAAAUCUUCGACGCCAGGCCUGAAGUCCAACACUCCCACCCCACGCAAUGAUGCACCCACCCCAGGAACCAGCAGUACCCCAGGACUCAGGCCCAUCCCAGGGCCCAAACCCCUUGGCAUGGAAGUCUUGGGUCCUGCACUGCGGACUCCUCUGUCCUACGCUGCUCCAUUUGCAAUGAUGGGUCAUCACCCAGAGAUGAACGGCUCUCUCUCCAGUACGGGUGUCUACGGCCUCAUCUCCCCUCAGAUGAGCGCAGCGGCCACGGCGGCAGCUUACGGCCGGCCGCCCAUGCCUGGAUUUGAUCCACAUCCUCACAUGCGGGCUCCAGGUCUCCCAGCCAGCCUGUCGUCGAUCUCUGGAGGAAAACCAGCGUACUCAUUCCACGUCAGUGCAGAUGGUCAGAUGCAGCCCGUCCCUUUUCCUCCAGAUGCGCUGAUCGGCCCAGGCAUCCCACGCCACGCACGCCAGAUUAACACGCUGAGCCAUGGCGAGGUGGUCUGUGCCGUCACCAUUAGCAACCCCACACGCCACGUUUACACGGGUGGCAAGGGAUGUGUCAAGAUCUGGGACAUCAGCCAGCCUGGCAGCAAGAGCCCCGUGUCCCAACUGGACUGCCUGAACAGAGAUAAUUACAUUCGUUCGUGUAAGCUGCUCCCAGACGGCCGCACACUGAUCGUGGGUGGCGAGGCCAGCACUCUGACCAUUUGGGACUUGGCCUCUCAGACACCGCGCAUCAAGGCUGAACUGACCUCAUCAGCCCCGGCCUGCUACGCUCUGGCCAUCAGCCCUGACGCCAAGGUCUGCUUCUCCUGCUGCAGCGACGGAAAUAUCGCCGUGUGGGACCUACACAACCAGACCCUUGUCAGGCAGUUCCAGGGUCACACAGAUGGCGCGAGCUGUAUAGACAUCUCUCACGACGGCACCAAGCUGUGGACGGGUGGCCUGGACAACACCGUCCGCUCCUGGGACCUGAGAGAGGGACGACAGCUCCAGCAGCACGACUUCACCUCACAAAUCUUCUCUCUGGGCUACUGUCCGACUGGUGAGUGGUUGGCUGUAGGGAUGGAGAGCAGCAACGUGGAGGUUCUCCACCACACCAAACCAGACAAAUACCAGCUACACCUACAUGAGAGCUGCGUGCUCUCCCUCAAGUUCGCCUAUUGCGGUAAAUGGUUUGUGAGCACAGGGAAGGACAAUCUGCUGAAUGCCUGGAGGACGCCGUACGGCGCGAGCAUUUUCCAGUCUAAGGAGUCCUCAUCUGUCCUGAGCUGUGACAUCUCUGCUGAUGAUAAAUACAUCGUGACAGGAUCUGGUGACAAGAAGGCCACAGUGUAUGAAGUCAUUUACUAGAUUUAGGAGCGAUCCACGAAAUCCAAGGACCCGUGACCAGAGCUUUUUUCGGGCUCGUUAACAGUGGAACCUGAGUGAUCCCUUACCCUUCCUCCAAAGACCUCAAAGAUACGAAACCAUGCUGGGGUUAUAUUUCAACUGGGAAUUAAUUAAUUAUUGUGAUGUUUUUUGAUCCUUUUUAUUAUUUUUUUUUGUGAUACUGGACUCGUCUGCUACAGAACCUUUUUGGAGAGACCGCUCAACAAAUCUGAGGACUGCUCACGGACGGCACUAAAGAAGUACAUAUUGUCUUGCCUUUUCCAUUCGAUCUGGUCACGAGAUUCUCCGGGUGCGUGUGCCUAUUCUUUCAGUCAUUAGUCCUUUUUAUUUUCUGCUUUGUUUUAACGAAAAGCAGCUGAUCUGUGAUGCAACAUGAAGCAGUGCUUCAUUUUUAGCCUCCCUCUCCCUGGACGACUUGUGAAAAGUGUAUAUAUGGAGUAAUAAAAACAUUUUAUAAAUAUCUAUGAUUAUAUGUACAUAUAUAUAUUUCCUUGUCCUGGUAUACUUGUGAUGGGUUUUCUUUGUCCUCAUGUCCUCGAUGCUUGAUCAACUGUAGAUUAGGACCUACUAUUUUUUUUUUUUUUUUUUUUUUUUUUUUUUUUUUUUUUCUUUUCUUUUUUUAAAAAAGGUGGAUUUGUCUUUUUGUUUAAAUUUUUGUAAGCUGACUCUCUGGGUUGCCAAUUAACGGCCCACUUCAGGCUGGACAUGGUGUUGAACAGCAAGGACCUUUUUAAAAGCUUGGCUGGUUUGGACAUUAAAGAUAUGCUGCAGCGGUGGUGGAUGAUGCAUUUUGGACGUUGCGGUUGGUCGUUUCACGGACAAUGCCAAAUAGCGUUAGAUUCUGCCAAGUCCUGGAGAGCACCCAAAGGAACGUGGGGAGAUGUUUGUAAAUUAAAACCAAUAUUAAACUUGGACAGUUAA